AUGGCAGGUUCCCAGUUGAAGAACCUGAAGGCAACUUUGAAGGCUGCAGGCCUUACAGGCCAAACGAACGUGAAGAAGAAUAAGAAGAAUUCUAAAAGACAGCCUAAGGCUUAUGAUCGUGAAGAGAAGGCCAGAGUUAUUGCUAAUAUUAGGGAACAGUUUAAUCCCUUUGAAGUGAAAAUGGCCAGAAAUAAGAGAAGAGAAGGUGGGCCAUCGAGUGUCGCAGUUGGUAAACCUGGGAUUUCCAAACAAAUUGGUGAAGAACAGAGGAAAAAGGCAUUUGAAACUAGAAGCUCUAUCAAAAAUAGAAGAGGUGGUGUCAUUGAUAAGCGUUUUGGUGAAAGAGAUAAGGAUAUGACUGAAGAAGAAAAAAUGUUGGAACGUUUCACGAGAGAAAGACAAAGCCAAUCGAGGAAUAAAAAGAAUAUCUUUAAUUUGGAUGAUGAUUAUGAAAAUGAUGAAGAAAGUAAUGAAGAUAUGUUUGGUAAUAAUUUAACCCAUUUGGGUCAAUCUUUAGAAGGGGACUUGGGUCUGGAUGCUGAGGAAGGAGAAUUUCUAACGAAGUCAAAAAGACCACAUUUUGAUGAUGAUGCUACAUUGGGGGAAGUGAUGGAACCAACGAGAAAGAAAACAAAAGCUGAAGUCAUGAAAGAAGUUAUUGCCAAAUCGAAAUUCUAUAAACAUGAAAGACAAAAGGCAAAGGAACAAAUGAAUGAUCAAAUUGACGUCUUAGACGAGGAUUUUGAUGAUGUGAUGUCAGAACUGAUGUCUACUCAACCAAAAAAAAAAAUGCUGGACCCAAAAAGUGAAAAAGAUAUCGACUAUGAUGUCAAGGUGAAGGAAUUACUUCUAGAACCAAGGGCUGCACCAACCGAUAGAACCAAGACGGAGGAGGAAAUAGAAAAUGAGGCAAAGGAGAAAAGAAAACAAUUGGAACAACAGAGACUUGAUCGUAUGCAAGGUAUGGUUGAAGAUGAAGAAGGUCAAGAAAAGGGCGUGGAAGAUUUAGAUAACGAGUUCUGGGCCUGUUCUGAGGAAGAAAACGAAUCCAAUGAGGACAUUGCUAAUUCAGAUGAUGAUAUAGAAUUUGAAGAAAAAGAUGAAGAAGAUGAAUUGACGCAUAGAGAUAAUGGAUGGGCACCUAGAACUACUGCACCAGCAAUUGCAUGCCCAUUGACCCAUAAUGAAUUAUUGCCAUUAUUAGAAAAGAACUCAUUGGAUGAACAUCCCAAGAUAAUCAGAAAAAUUAUUCAAGCAAACCAACCUAAACUUGCUGAAAAUAAUAAGGAACGACUUGGAAAAUUUACAGGGGUAUUACUGAGACAUAUUUUAUUCCUCUCGAACGAAGAUUAUUCUACUAACGUCGAAGAUUUUAAGACAGUGCAAAAUUCCCUGGUUCACAUACUAAAAAAAUUAUCUGAAAAGUACAACCAAGCACUCUCUAAUGAAUGUAGAAUAAUCAUCAAUGAAAUUCAAAAACGAUUCAAGAUAGAUUAUUUUGCAGGACUUUUGAGAAGUGAUUUGGUCUUCUUUACAUUGAUUGGAUCCCUCUUUUCUACCUCAGAUCAGUACCAUUUGGUUGUCACUCCGUGUCUAAUCUUAAUAAGUGAAUUUUUGGAGCAAAUUAGAUUUACUUCUUUAGAAAGAUUUGCUUUUGGUGCCGUGUUAGCAAAAAUAUCAUUACAGUAUCAACGAAUUGCCAAGCGCUACAUUCCAGAAUUGGUUUAUUUUUCAGAGAAAGCUUUAUCCACGUUCUUGUCGCAAUCUAAUAAGAUUGUAAGAGUAAGAAUCGAUUCAAAGGAUCUUUCACUUCCCAUCAAGUUAGAAGAUAUCGAUUUUCAUAGUAGUAAGAUAAAACUACAUGAUAUUUUUGCACAAAAAGAAGAUACCUCUAUUGCAUUUCAAGUCACUAUUCUAAUGAACAUUUUGGAAUCAAUUGAUUUUGCUAUUUCAAGCAUAUGGAAGAACCUUCCUGCCUUCUCUGAAUUAACUAUAUCAAUUCAAAAACUAUUAAUUGAAUAUCAUAUUAGAUACCCCAAACUUGAGAAAACUAAACAAAUCUUAGACAAAUUACAAAGACUCCAGAAAUUUGAUGAACAUAUUCCUUUAACUUUGCAGAAUCACAAACCUGUAUCUAUCCCAUCUCAUGCUCCUAAAUUUGAAGAAAACUUCAACCCUGAUAAGAAAUCAUACGACCCUGAUAGAACAAGACAAGAAAUCAAUAAGAUGAAGGCACAAAUUAAGAAGGAACGUAAAUUCACCAUGAAGGAAAUUCGUAAGGACACUAAAUUUGAAGCAAGACAAAGAAUCGAGGAAAAGAAGAAAUCACAUGCUGAAUAUCAUGCCAAGAUGGCACAUAUCAUUAACACAAUAAGUACAGAAGAAGGUGCCGAGAAGAAUAAAUAUGAAAGAGAAAAGAAAUUACGUAGUGGUAAGAAGUAA
Naumovozyma castellii is the source of this 2442-nucleotide messenger RNA. RefSeq names its product snoRNA-binding rRNA-processing protein NOP14 (gene NOP14). The transcript has a single exon. Lineage: Eukaryota; Fungi; Ascomycota; Saccharomycetes; Saccharomycetales; Saccharomycetaceae. The record is from RefSeq and is a predicted model, not a curated record. The coding region runs from base 1 to 2442 and encodes 813 amino acids.